AUGCUACCUAAAUUAAAUCCAAGUUCAUCAAUAUAAAUGAAAUCUCAAGAAGAUUUAAGUUUAAAUGAAGCCAAGAGACGUUAAAAGCAUCUUGAAUUGGAAUAGUAAAAUGUUGAAAACAGAAUCAAAUAAAUUACUAAAGAGAAUUAGAAACUGUCCAAAAAAGUUUAAAUGGCAGAGUAAUUGGCUUUAGAUGUUUAUGCUUCUCGUCUUGCUUAGAAGAUUAAAGUAAUUGUUUAUUUCUUAUAAAAUUGUUUAGAAAGAGUAGAAAAUGUAAUAAUAAUCUACUGUAGAUCCAUUAAGAUAUUAAUAAACAUAAUAUGAUAGAAUGAAUCUUAUGAAAAUGAAAUAAGAUGUAAAGGAGAUGAAACAUAAUGAUGCUUAAUUGAUGAAAAAAUCACUUAAAUAUGAAUUAAUGAGAACUAGUGAGGAUUAAAAUAAAAAAGCUUAAAAUCUAAAAUUAAGAGCUGCUUUGAUUAAAGAAGAUGAGAAGUUUUCUUAAGUUAAGAUUCUAGAGAAAUUGUUUGAGAAAUAAUAAAAAGUUAGAUCUUUAUAAGAACUUGAAAAAUAAAAGAUUCUUAUUGAAAAUGAAAGAUAUGAAUACUAAAUUAAAUAAUUAGAAGCAUAAGAAAUUAAUUUAUUAAAAAAUUUACAAGCUACACAACAAAGAGAAUAAGAUGUUAAAUAGAAAUUAAUGGCAGCAACUAGAUUAGCUCCUGAAGAAUUUGAUAAAACAUAUUUAGGUGGCUAAUCAAUAAUUUGUGAAUAAGGAAAUCAUGUAUGAUUAUAUUUAUAAUCAAUAUAGGAAAAAACAUAAGAAGAACAAAAGGAACAGUAGGAAGAACCAUAGAAAAAUUAAUAAGAAGAAGAAGAAGGAUAAUAAGGCACUUAAACUGAUUGA
Paramecium primaurelia is the source of this 901-nucleotide messenger RNA. The record is from the annotation of a GenBank genome assembly. NCBI's taxonomy places the organism in Eukaryota, Ciliophora, Oligohymenophorea, Peniculida, Parameciidae.